Molecule: messenger RNA, 3967 nt
Organism: Rotaria sp. Silwood1
Lineage: Eukaryota; Metazoa; Rotifera; Eurotatoria; Philodinida; Philodinidae
Source: the annotation of a GenBank genome assembly
AUGAAACGAACGAAACAGCAAGACAAUAACCUAGUUCAAAUUUUAAAUAGUAAUAAAAAACGAAAAUUAGACAAUCAAAUUUCAGUAAAAACGAUCAAUUCAAACGAAUUUCUUUUGGAAGAUUUACCCAAUGAAAUUCUUUAUAAAAUAUUUGAAUAUCUUGAUUCAUAUGAUAUUUAUAAAGGUUUUUAUAAUCUUAAUAAACGAUUUCAAAAUUUAUCUAUUAAUUCAAAUGUUUUAACUAAAAUCAACAUUUCAACAAUAUCAAAAUCAAAUUUCGAAGAUUAUUAUCGAAUUAUUCUUCUACUAAAUCGAAAUCGAAUUAAUUUUCUUGGUUUAAUAAAUCCAUUUGCGGCUGAUAUUAUUUUCUCACCACCAGAUCAGAUUUUAAAUUUUGUUCAUCUUGAAACAUUGAUUAUAGAUCAUAUAGAAAGUAAUAGUUUUUACAAAUUCUUUGAUUAUUUUAUGAAAUUAUCUAAUCUCCAUUCAUUAAUUAUAUCUUUUGGCGAACGUAUUUUGAAAAUAGAUAAUAUUUUUGCUCAAAUAUUUCGUUUAUCAAAAUUAAAAUAUUGCAAAAUUAAAUAUAAUAUACAAUAUUAUACAGAAUUUUUUUAUUCUUUUACUGAAUAUGUUUCUAGUUCAAUAGAAUAUUUAAUAAUCAAUGGUCCUUUUCCAUUUGAAGCAUUUCAUAAUUUGUUAUGUUUUCUUCCUAAACUUCAACAUUUAUCAAUUUGUGAUCUUGAUUUAUUUGAUGAUAUUCACAUCGAAUAUCAAUUAUCUCCUGUUCAAUUAAAAUGUUUACGGCAUGUUUCUAUUAAUACUAGUGGAAUACAUUUUAAUGAAUUUGAGAAAAUUAUCAAAGAGUUUUUUCAUCAUGUGCAAAUUUUACAUUUAACAACAUAUUUUACAGGUGCAUAUUUAAAUACUCAACGAUGGCAAAAAUUAAUUGUAUAUCAUAUGCCAUAUUUACGUGUAUUUAAUAUUGAUUGUGAAGAAUUUCUAGAAUAUGAUAUUUCAUGUUAUGAUAAUGUUACUGAAUUUAAAUCUUGUUUUUGGAUUAAAAAUAAAAGUUUUUUUGUAAAUCAAUAUGAAUGGAACGAUCAAUCUUUUGGUGGUGUUAUAUAUUCGUCUGAUCUAUAUCGAAGAAAAGAUUAUAAGUUUUAUUGGGAAAUAGAUAAACUAUUCAGUUUGCAUCAUCAACAAGAAAAUCUAAAUUCAAUCGAACAUCUUCAUAUUGGAAGUGAUUUAGAAUUCAAUUGUCGAAGAUAUUUUUCAAGUGUUAAUCGAUUAACUAUUGAAAAUCAUUCUAAAAUAUCAGAUGGUGAUUCAUUUAUAACAAAUCUUAAUCAUAUGGUUUCUUUAAAACAACUUACAAAAUUAGUUAUUAGAACUUUUGAUUUUACAUUCGAACAUAUUAUUAAAUUAUUACGUUUAACACCGAAUUUAUGCACAUUAGAUUUUAGUGAACCACCUUUGUGGACAAUUGAUUCAAAUGUCAUUCAACAAAAUGUACCUUUUCAAUAUACAUUAACGGAAAAUAAAAUCGAAAAUUUAGUCGUUCAUGGUAAAUGUUCAUUGAAUCAAAUUCAAUUCCUUGUUAAUAUAUUUUCAAAAUUAAAAUACCUUAAAACUGACAUCAAAGAAACAGAAAUUCGAUCAAUAAUUCGGUAUUUAUUAUCAAAAACUCAUAAUAAAACACAAUAUUUAGUUUAUUUAUGUAUUUCAACUGCUCAAAAGAAUUGGUUAGAAGAAGUAGACGAUUUAAUUAAAUUAGACAAUUUACUUAGCAAUUACUCUAUUAAAUAUAUUUGGAAUGAUUUACAUUUAUGGUGGUAAAAACUUAUUUACUUAGGACUUGUUUUAUCUACUUGUUAUAUACCAUCAGAAAAAAAAAUAGUUAGAUUUUGUAUUCCUCAUAUAUUGUCGCAAUAAAAAUACAUUUUUUGAAAAAUUAAUUACUUAUUUUGAAAGCAAGCGAAAUUUUCUAUCGUCUUAUAUAUUUAUGUUUUAUUUAGCACUUGUUCAUGAUCAAAUUAAUUGAGUGCAAUGAAAACACCUUCAUGUCGAGAUUUUCACAGACUUUAUUUUGUUACUGUGAUCGAAAUUUCAUUUCUCCAAAAAAGCAAUUAUAGAUUGCAAUGCAAGAUGAAGUUCUCUAUCAUUCUAUAUAUUCAUUUGUAGAAAGAAAAACUUGAAAACAAUGAACAUGUGGUCAAUUGACAAGUAUCCAAAAUUGCUGUUUUUCUCUUAUUUUUUUAAAUAUAGUUAUUGUGAAAACAAAGAAUGGGGGCGCAUAAGGGCCAUUCUUGGGCCAUCGUCAGUUUCCCUUUAUUCAUGACUUUCGUUGUGCAGAAUUUCACGAGGAAUAGUUUGAUAAAGAAAUAAAGCUAUUUUUGAAGGAUCUAGACCCAUUUUUGCUCAAAAUAUUGAUAUUCACUUUUUUACCAUAAAUGGGUAAUUUAUACGUAAAACAGUGCACUGUAUGAAUUUUUUCGUAGAAAGACAUUUUAAACCGAAAAGUACAUCAACCGACAAUCCGUUCUCUAGUCUAUCUAUGGUAAAAAUUUCAGUUCGAACGGUUGAACUGCUCCUGAGUUGCGAUGUCAAAUUUGUUUCGUAUACACAUGAGAAUCAGGUAAUUAUAUUAUCACUUCUAUUCACAGUUUUCUUAAUAUCUCGAGAAAGGGAUAAAAACCAAAUGGGCUUUUGAUUGGUUCUGAAACAUCGAAGAAAGGGCUACAAAACUAUAUACUUUUUGUUUUUUCUUUAAAGUGAACUUUGUUAAAUAAGACAAUGUGACUUUUGUUUAGAAACCAGUUUUUCUAGUUUUUAACUAGUAUUGACACAGAUCAAUCAGAAAAAGUACGUUUUUGGUCGAAACUAAUAACAUAUUUGAAAUCAUCAUUAAAAGCUGAGUGAGCUUAUAUAUGUUUCACAGUUCUUCUGCGAAAUUUUUUAUUCUCGAAAAAAUUGACCUGGGGUUCCCCCCUCAGCAAACAGUCAAAAAUGGGUGUAAUUAAAAUACCAAUUUUAUUGCUUAUUUAUUCCACAGUUUUAUGUCCUUUUGCCUUCUAUUAACUUUUUAUAAGCUCAGAACUUAUUUUCCACUAUUUAAAGGAUGUUUUCAUUAAGCUCAUUUUUUGACUGGUCCCUGAGGGUGUCGGUGUGGUUGUGGGGUGUGGUUGUGGGGUGUGGUUGUGGGGUGUGGUUGUGAGUGUCGACCUCUAAUGAACUGAAAUACUCACACCCACAAUCACACCAACACCCUCAAGAUAGCCACAUCCACACUCCGCCCACACCCACACCCACCCACACUAGUGGUGGAGCUAGCGGUAGCUGAGCUCCCUCUAGAAACUUCCGAGCUUCCCCUAGAAAAUUUUAGCUCCAUUUGGAUUGUUAAGCUUUCGCCAUUAAAGAGUUGCAAUGUACAGGGUGUAUAAAAAUAUUUUUCUAAGGGAGCAACACUGUAGUUUCAAGUACCAUUCAUAACAAAUUUUAUAAAAAAUUAAGGUCCAUCAAAAAUGGAAUUUAUUGAUACUGAAUAGUAAGGGCUAUGACAAGCUUUCAGUGUCAAAUUCAGGGAAUUUCUAGAAUAUGGUGUGGGUGUGGGUGUGCAUGUGACUUAAGUGGAGAGCUAGAGGGUGUGGGUGUGGGUGUGGGUGUGGGUGUUCUUUGUAAUACGCCGACACUUACACCCACAUCCACACCCACACCCACAUCCACACCCACACCCACAUCCACACCCACACCCACACCCACACCCACACCCACCCCCACCCACACCCCCACCCACCCCCACCCACACCCACCCACACCCACCCACACCCACGCCCACCCACCCACACCCACGCCCACACCCACCAUCCACACCCACGCCCACCCACAACCACAUCCACCCACACCCACGCCCACCCACAACCACACCCACAUCCACCCACACCAACGCCCACACCCACACCCACACCCA